UUGGCGGCCACGGCGGCGCAGUCCCAGGAGCGAGCGAAGCCACAGCCGCCGCCACUGCCGCAGGAGGCGUGAGGUGCGGACGCGGGGUCUGAGCUGGGAGAUAAAAGCAUUCAGAUGGCAGAUAACAGCUUUUCAGAUGGAGUUCCUACAGAUUCCUUGGAAGCUGGGAGAGAUGCACGUGCUGCAGAGACACUCACGGACCAGGUGAUGCAGAACCCUCAGGUCCUGGCAGCGCUGCAGGAGCGGCUCGACAGCGUCUCCCACACCCCGUCCAGCUACAUCGAGACUUUACCUAAAGCAGUAAAAAGAAGAAUCAACGCGUUGAAACAGCUUCAGGUGAAGUGCGCGCACAUUGAGGCCAAGUUCUACGAGGAGGUCCACGACCUGGAGAGGAAGUAUGCGGCGCUGUACCAGCCCCUCUUUGACAAGAGAAGGGAGUUCGUCACUGGUGACGUCGAGCCGACAGACUCGGAAUCGGAGUGGCACAGUGAGAAUGAAGAGGAGGACAAGUUGGCUGGGGACAUGAAAAAUAAAGUGGUCAUAGCAGACAAAGAGGCUGCGGCAGCAGAGGAGCCCAGCCCCAAAGGCAUCCCUGAGUUCUGGUUCACCAUCUUCCGAAACGUGGACAUGCUGAGCGAGCUGGUCCAGGAGUAUGAUGAGCCAAUCUUGAAACACCUGCAGGAUAUUCAGGUGAAGUUUUCAGAGCCUGGACAGCCUAUGUCUUUUGUAUUAGAGUUCCACUUUGAGCCCAACGACUACUUCACCAAUUCAGUCCUGACGAAAACGUACAAGAUGAAGUCAGAGCCAGAUAAGGCCGACCCCUUCUCCUUUGAAGGUCCUGAAAUCGUUGAUUGUGAUGGGUGCACCAUUGACUGGAAGAAAGGGAAAAAUGUUACGGUCAAAACAAUCAAGAAGAAGCAGAAACACAAGGGUCGCGGCACUGUCCGAACAAUUACCAAGCAGGUCCCCAAUGAUUCCUUCUUCAAUUUCUUCAGUCCGCUCAAAGCCUCUGGGGAAGGAGAGUCACUGGAUGAAGAUUCCGAGUUCACACUUGCCUCCGACUUCGAGAUCGGACACUUCUUCCGUGAGCGGAUAGUUCCCCGGGCUGUGCUGUACUUCACAGGGGAGGCCAUAGAGGACGAUGACAACUUUGAAGAAGGUGAAGAAGGAGAAGAGGAGGAACUAGAAGGAGACGAGGAGGGAGAAGACGAGGACGAUGCUGAGGUGAACCCCAAGAAGGAGCCCGGCCAGCCCUCCGAGUGCAAGCAGCAGUGAGGCCGUCCCGGCGGCGCCCGCAGCGGACCUGUCUCCUCGUGCAUGGUGUUCGCCCUUCCUUUCCUUUUGUCCUUAUGGUUUUGCUUAACCUGUGCAGUGGCAGCUUAAAUGCAUUUCAGAAGUAGGAGGUUUAACGCCAGCACCCUCCUCGGCCUUGGGUGCAGCUCUUAGACUUUCCCAGGCCUGGCUCGGGGGGGGGCCCGU
Molecule: messenger RNA, 1479 nt
Organism: Pteronotus mesoamericanus
Lineage: Eukaryota; Metazoa; Chordata; Mammalia; Chiroptera; Mormoopidae
Gene: NAP1L4
Product: nucleosome assembly protein 1 like 4
Exons: 15
Coding region: 115-1275 (386 amino acids)
Biological process (GO): nucleosome assembly
Cellular component (GO): chromatin; nucleus
Molecular function (GO): histone binding; chromatin binding
Source: RefSeq, a predicted model, not a curated record